Capsaspora owczarzaki ATCC 30864 is the source of this 1514-nucleotide messenger RNA. RefSeq lists its product as hypothetical. Bases 22 to 1404 code for a protein of 460 amino acids. NCBI's taxonomy places the organism in Eukaryota, Filasterea, Ministeriida, Capsasporidae. The record is from RefSeq and is a predicted model, not a curated record. The transcript has 2 exons. Gene Ontology annotation, molecular function: GTPase activity; G protein-coupled receptor binding; guanyl nucleotide binding. Gene Ontology annotation, biological process: adenylate cyclase-modulating G protein-coupled receptor signaling pathway. Gene Ontology annotation, cellular component: heterotrimeric G-protein complex.
UUGCAUCUGACCAUGCUUUAAAUGAAGCUGAAGCUCAAGUCAUCACGAAAGAGUCAUUCGCAGACAGCUCAACUGGUCGACGAGCACAGCUCAGCGCCGGUCGCUGCCCAGCCAAGCGCCGACGAGCUCGCGCAACUGGAGGCAGACUACGCAGCCCUGUGCCGCACAUGCACUGUCGUUGCGCUGGGCAGUCCUGGCGGCGGUGCGAGCACGCUCGUCCGCCUGUUCCGGCUGCUGUGGAGUCCGCCGAGCGACGUUGCCGGACUCCAGUCUGCGUUCGCGCCCGUGAUUCAGUGCAAUACCAUCGACAGCAUGCUGGUCGUGCUCAAGACGAUGGGUCAGCUGGGCGUGUCGUUCGUCGGCGACGAGGCGUCCAAAGCAGCCGCUGCCAAGCACCUGCAGGAAGAGUUUGUCAACCCGUACAUGGCGCCGCCAACCGUGGAGCAAUGGCAAGCAUGGGAACAAGCGGGUCUGAGACCCCUCUAUGGGCUCCCUCCGUUGUCUCCGGAACAACGGGCCGACGUGUCGACUGCGACGUCCAAUCUGCUUUCGCUCAUUCAAGACGCGGGUGUGCGUACCGCCGGUGGUAGCCUAGUGUCAUCGCAAGUCUGGGCCAUGAACGAUCCGCCCGAGUACAUGUUUCGACAUGCUGCCCGCAUUUGCGCAGCAGUCGACUAUGCACCCACCAUCCAGGACGUCAUUCGUAGCCGGCAGUACUCUCGGUUGUUUGAUGCAGCAGAGUUUGAAGCGCCAGACUCUUCAGCCAACGACAGUUCUGGCACGACGUCGCAGCAGCAGCAGCAGCGUCGUGUCAUUGUUUUAGAGCCAGGCCAGCGUCACAGUCUUCUUGCAAAGCACACCUCUGACAAGUGGCUACGAUGCUUUGUGGAGCGGCCUGCUGGGACGAUGAAGGUGACCUUUUCCACUUCUGUCGUCGCCUACACACAGCCAGCUGCGCAAUCGGGCCGAACAGCAAUGCACGACGCCAUUGAUCAAGUUCAAGCAUUGUGCAAACGAUUGUAUGCGCCCCUGUUCACCGCAACCCGAGCGGCCGAGAAUGACGGGCUGCUGGAGUUUUCGCAUGUGCCGCGAGCGCCGCCAACAGGCCCUCCAACACUCCACAUCAUCUUAACACGCAUGGAUUUACUGCGACACCGGCUGUGUACAAAGUCCCUUGCCAGCGUCUUUCCAGACUUUCACCAGCCGCAUCCAAGCAACUUUCCCCCAUCGACGUCGGCAGAGGUCGACGCACUUGUUCAAGCCGCCAAUGCCUUUCUCGCCAAAUUGUUUGCCACUGCGGCCGUUUCUGCCGGCGCGCCUCCGCUGUUGGUGAAGGUGCAUCUGCAAGCGGCAAUCUUGACUGCCGAGGUUGCUCAGCAGUUGACCAGCAUUGCGCUCGAGUAACCCAGUGAAGUGUGAUUGAGUUCAAUCUAUCCCACCCACCCCCCAAACCUCUGCAGGCACAACCUAUUUAUUUGCACUUACACCAAUACAGUGACGCUUUCGGCUUUGGG